Cercopithifilaria johnstoni is the source of this 1053-nucleotide messenger RNA. Lineage: Eukaryota; Metazoa; Nematoda; Chromadorea; Rhabditida; Onchocercidae. The record is from the annotation of a GenBank genome assembly.
AUGGCUAUAUUCACUCAUCUUGGCUUCAUUAUCAUAUCAUUGCUAACAUUAUCCUUAAACUGUUACGAAACUGAUGCAAGAGAAAAGAGUAACACGACUGCAAAAUAUGUGGCAGUCAUACUGUUUUCCUUACUUAUGUUGUACGGUGCUUUUGGAAAUAUAAUGAUGGCAGUUGUACUCUGCUGUCGGGACAGUCCUUACAGUCAUGCAUUCAUUGUGAUCACAUCACAACUAAUCAUCUGUGAUCUGCUGACUUUUCUACCAGUGAUUGUAGUUUUACCUUCAAUACUACAAAAUGAAAAUCAGUCGAAUGUUCAUCAAAUGACAUGGAUUGUCCGCACGACCUCAUCGCUAAAACCGUUUACAUUUCUCUCCCUAAUACAUUUCCUGCUGCUGUUAACAAUAAAUCGCUUUGUUGCGCUAAUUUUGCCAAAAUAUAAUGAAUUUUUCGAAUCAGCAAAGCUAUAUUUUAUAAUCAUUCUCAUAUGGUUCUCAGCUUUAGGGAUUUCAACUGUCGAUCUUUACUUUUGCACUAGAGGCUUUAAUGCUUUGAAAUUGCGCUGGACAGAAAAUUGCACAAUACACUCAAGUGAAAUUUUCCUGAGGAUUCGCUAUCUGUGGUUGUCACUCUUACCUAUUGCGAUGUUCAUUAUGUAUGUUGCGAUGUUCUGCAGUAUACGUCGUAAACGUCGUUUUACUUCAGACAUCAGUCAAGCACGGAAAACUUCAAGGAUUAUUACUACAUGGAAAAGAAUGAACAUUGGGAAAUCUUAUGAACAGUCGAUGCUAAUUCAGGCUGCACUGAUUUGUGGCUUUAUGGAACUCGGAGUUAUUUUUCACAAUUUACUACCGCUUGUGAUUGAAAAACACAACCAGCACGAUGUAUCAUUAGCUAUUUUGAUUAACUGCUACAGCAUUUGCGGUCGUUCCAUUCUGCCUACAAUUUAUUUCAUUUACAAUAAACGAGCUCGGAAUUUUGUAAAGUGUUUCUUUCUACGUUUGCAUUUGAAAGUUGGAAUUGGAAGAGCUGCUGUUGUGGCUCAUGCUAACUAG